Molecule: messenger RNA, 1329 nt
Organism: Suhomyces tanzawaensis NRRL Y-17324
Lineage: Eukaryota; Fungi; Ascomycota; Pichiomycetes; Serinales; Debaryomycetaceae
Gene: CLN3
Product: cyclin
Exons: 1
Coding region: 1-1329 (442 amino acids)
Biological process (GO): mitotic cell cycle phase transition; regulation of cyclin-dependent protein serine/threonine kinase activity
Cellular component (GO): cytoplasm; centrosome; nucleus
Molecular function (GO): cyclin-dependent protein serine/threonine kinase regulator activity
Source: RefSeq, a predicted model, not a curated record
AUGUACUCCAAUUCCCCAGACUCCUACCACCAAUUGCGUAUGCUCAAUUCGUCGGUAAAGUCCUCCAACUUCACCUUGCAGUCCAUGGAGUUCAAGUGCCACGCUUCGACCGUGUCGGAGUACCAGCUUGACAUGCUCCAGCACUUGCUUGAAAUGGAGUCCAAAACGUUGCCCAGCUUAGUUCUCAUUGAACAACAGCCGGAAAUCAAACUUGGCAUGAGGCCCUUGUUGCUCGACUUCUUGAUGGAGGUGAUCACCAUCUUGAACCUCUCCAAGUCCACGUUUCCGCUCACUGUCAACCUCAUUGACCGUUACUGCUCCACGCGUAUCGUCAAGAAGCAGCACUACCAGUUGUUGGGAUUGACCAGUCUCUGGAUCAGCUGCAAGAACUUGGACUCCAAGUUCAAGAUCCCCUCGUUGAACGACUUGAGAAAGAUCUGUGUCGAUAGCUACUACAAGGAGUUGUUCAUCGAGAUGGAAAAACACAUCUUGAAGUCGUUGGAGUGGAUGGUCAGCAGCCCCACCUUCGACUCGUUCGUUGACUUGUACUUGAACAUCUUGAUCAACAACGGCACCAACCCCACGGUGUCCAACUUGAUCAAGAAGUCGUGCCACAAGAUCAAGACUUUGUCGAACUACAUCGGUGAGUUGUUCCAGUUCUACCCCAACAUCUACUUCGACUACACCUCGUCGCAGAUCGGCUUGAUCUGCAUCUUGGUCAGCAUCUUGACCUUGAAGAUCCCCAUUAGCUUGAUCAGCUUGUUGAAUUUCUACAACGACAUCCUUAAACAGGACUCCGACAACGAGACCCACGAGCCUAUUUUGUCGGUGCAGUCGUUCCAAAACUUGUUCAACAAGAACUUCUUCAAGAACUUGAUCAAGAUCUUGGACAACCCUCCUAAGUGCUUGGAAGUCAAGUACUUCAGCGAAGAGAGCAAGUACAGCCAAUUGAUGAAGUCUUUGGUCGAAUGUGCAACCGACUCGUUGACAUCAUUGUUGGAUCCUCCUGUGACCCCAAGAAUGUACGGCCAACAAGACCAAUGUGCCAGAAAGCAGCCUACUCCAAGUGUGCUUCCACUCACGCCUGUUUCCAACAGCACCAGCCCCAAACGGUUCAAUGACCUGAUUUUCUCCGACGAAAAGGCCAUGGUCAAUCCCAACACCCCCUCAUCCAGAUCGAGUCCAGUGGCCACCAUGCAGCCUCCUAGUUUCAAGAAAAGAUCGUUCGAGGACUUGAACGCACUGGACAUGAUCGCAAGUUACGAGCUAGAAACCGCUGACGAUGUCAAGAGAUCCAAGACUGUCGCCAGACCGGUGUUCUUCAUUUAG